This is a messenger RNA of Marchantia polymorpha subsp. ruderalis, 2446 nucleotides long. Lineage: Eukaryota; Viridiplantae; Streptophyta; Marchantiopsida; Marchantiales; Marchantiaceae. The record is from the annotation of a GenBank genome assembly.
GAGCUUAGUCGUCGCAACUACAGUAAUGGCUUAGAGCUUAUAGGGCUUUCGGCUGAGUUUCAAGAUUCAAGAUUCUGUCCCAGCAAGACAUGCAAGGCAUGUGAAGGGAAGGAAAAUACGAGCAUCACUAUCGGUUGAUUGAUGGUGUUUGUUUGCCCUCUAGUUUCUUUCCAUGGCUUUUCAUCGUUUAUCGUACUUCUUCAUGCUUUGUACUCCAGUUCCACCGUCGUGAGGAGAACGCAGUUCUUUCAGUUGUUUGGGUUUUCAUGACACAUUCAUUCGAGUAGAGUUGAAGCUUUGGAGUAAACUGGAAGAUUCUGAAGUUGUGGAAAAGCUUGCAUAUGGAUAGCGCCGUAAUGUCAGCGGUUGCACAAUACUGUGCAGAUUGCAAAGCAAGCAGGCCACGAUAUGCAAAUAUCACGUUAGGAAUUUGGCUUUGCAAUCACUGCUACGGGAUACACCGCAAUGUUGGAGCGCAUGUCACCCGGACUAAGUGUGUCGGACUCGACAGUUGGUCUACUCAGGAGCUGCACAGGAUGAAAUCCAUCGGCAAUGAGCGUGCUGCUUCGUACUGGGAAGGUAUUUUUCUCCCUCAGAACUUAUCGCCUCCUUGCUUACUUACUUAUUUUGUCUUACAGUACCAACUCGGAAGCUGAUUGCAUACUUUUCAAUCAGCUCCAUCAUCCCCUGCAGUUUUACCUCUGGUUUAUGUGACUCUUGUCAUAACAUCAGACGAUUUGGCGUCUUGCUUAUGAUUCUUAAUAGUGAAAUGUAGUAACCUCGUUGGUCAUCAUUAGGUUCAUUUGAUCUCAUUUCGAGAGUGUAGAAACUGUUGCUACGUCUGUGUUGAGGUUUACAGAAAAAACACAGAUCACUGAUGUUGCUGCAUGCCAUUCUGGUUAUAGGUGCAGAACUAGAGAAUGGCGGACAACGUGUUGCUGUUUCAGGAUGGGGAUAUGGGCAUUUAACUUGCUUAACUCUUGCCUAGUCAACUAUUUUUACCCAUUUCUUGUUAGUAGGUCGAAAUCUGCAGAGAAUUAUCGAAAAUAUGGGAGCUGGAUUAGUAAUCAGCAAAAUGAUAUCCAGAUUUAAUGGGCAGCAGAGGAUGGAUGAGAUAAUAUGGACACUGGCAUGACCGCGUAUCAUUAUCAUAAUUUGCAAAAUCUUAUCAUACUGAAUGUUAUGCCGAUGAAACUGUGGUAAUUCUCGUGGGGAUAUAGAAUGUCUUCGUAAUCAGACAAGAGCUAGUGCACAUUUAUCAAUGAAAUAUCAUAAACGAUGUGUUUCCGUAGGAAGAGCAGAUUUUGCUGAUCUCAAGUGAUUUGCAUUUAUGUUAUCUAUCCAUUCAUAACAUGAGGUUGAGGAACUCGCCUUGAGAUUUGCGAUUAGGAGAAGCAUACAGAAAUGAUGUAUGUUUGAUUAACAGGCCAGGUGCCUGAUGGUUAUAUUCGUCCAAGUCCGAAAUCCACUAAUGAGGAGGUAGAGAAGUGGAUACGCGACAAGUACGAGAAGAAACUGUAUUGUCCUCGGGACUCACCGCCCCAAGCGUUCCUGAGCUUCCGGAGAAGCCCACGAGCUCCACACCUCAUAGAUAUGAACAAGAACAAGGUGUCAAUUUCAACAUACCACUUCCGAGAAUGAAAUUAAUCCCGACUUCAUCCGAGUCUGGCGUUGGUGGUGAUGAAGAUGAGUUCGGGAACUUCAUGCAAGCACCAUCUUGACCGGACUGAUUUGGGCCUAGCCCCAUCUUACUCCUUUGGUUUCACCCGUGUACGGCUUGAUUGGGUGUCAUGCCGAUUUCGCUGAAUCUGAACCCACUUUAUACCAGAAAAUUUGUCGCAAGGCCCGGAGGAAGACCCCGCCUUUGAUUUCUUGAUUACGUGCAAGGCUGCCAGACGACCAUGUACUUAGAUAGAAGGCACCGAAAUUCGAAUAUGGCAAGUGAGGCCAGGUCGGCCAAGACUUUUCCUUGGAGGCUUUUAGGCCAUGGCCAGUUAUCAUUUUUGUGAAGUGGAAUAAGUGUCAAAAAUAUACAACUCUCGGGGUCUCUCACAAUGUGAUGAACUUCAGAGACGCAACACUCAAAUCAAAAUCGGAAACUUCUGAUUGACUUGAACGGCCCAGCAGACAUGAGGCGAGGAGUUUAUUGCUGAGGUUUUAGUCCCGCAGUCGGUACUCGACUGCAGUAGCUGAGCGUUGUGUUAGGAAGCCCUCCGAGGUCCAUUCCAUGCUCGACAGAAGAUAUAAGAACGAAACGCGGUGGAGGGAUAAUUUGAGCCUGAAAGCACGUGAAUAUAGCUUGAACUUUAAUGUCAAGGACACUUGAGAACUUUGACAAAUAUUUUGGCUACAAAGUCAGAGGUUUGAUUUAAUAUAUGACUCCGCUAAGCAACGGAUCGAGUAGUGCUAUGAUUGAGUCUCUACAUGUGAACUUCGCUACAGUCCA